Messenger RNA from Tachysurus vachellii, 2646 nucleotides. RefSeq names its product FAM3 metabolism regulating signaling molecule C (gene fam3c). The coding region runs from base 295 to 975 and encodes 226 amino acids. The transcript has 11 exons. NCBI's taxonomy places the organism in Eukaryota, Metazoa, Chordata, Actinopteri, Siluriformes, Bagridae. The record is from RefSeq and is a predicted model, not a curated record.
GUUGGUGAGUAGUUGAUGAAGUCCGGUUUGUUUGUUGGAGCUUUCUUUUACUGUCUGUAGCUGUUGUAUUCGUGGCACCCAAAUUUUAGUAAUUCACAUUCUCUCGGAUUUGGAUUUUAAAAAAGUUUGGUUUCCGAAUGCUAACAGCUAGUGGUCUGUUAGCGUCUGUCUGACGUUUCCGUCUUGACUUCAUUAACUUCCACUGACUCAGAUUAACUCUUCAUUAUUUACAGAAAGAAAUUGAAUCAUUCUUCAUCUCGCAUUCGCAGUUUUACCAAUACAUGUUUUGAUAAAAUGAGAACAGGAGCAAUAUUGAGAUUGAUAGUCCUGGUUUCUGCCUUCCUCCUGGCAGCUUUCCUGGCUUUUCAGCUCCUGGAAACGCACAUGGAUAUCGGUCUGUCACAUUUAUUAGGGGGAACUGGAGUCAUUGAAGAAGAGAAUACAAAGACACCUCGUAACAAAUGUGGCAUGUAUAAGGCUUGUCCUGAAAACCAUUUCGCCUUCAAAAUGGCCAGUGGAGCUGCCAGUAUCGUUGGGCCCAAAGUCUGCUUAGAAGAUGAGAUAUUGAUGAGUGGUGUAAGGAACAAUGUUGGAAGGGGUUUGAACAUUGCCCUGGUCAAUGGAAACACUGGCAAGCUGAUAAAGUCUGAAUCCUUCGAUAUGUAUAGUGGAGAUGUCAACAUACUCAUCCAGUUUUUGAAGGAUAUUGAAGAUGGAACAGUUGUUAUGAUGGCUACUUUUGAUGAUUCUGCUUCAAAACUUAAUACUGAGGCAAGGAAGAUAAUAUCAGCAUUAGGCAGCUCCUAUAUCAAUUCACUAAGCUUCAGGGACAACUGGCUUUUCGUCGGAGGAAAAGGGAUCAAAACCAAGAGUCCUUUUGAGCAGUACAUCAAGAACAAUGCCGAAACAAACAAGUAUGAUGGCUGGCCAGAAGUUCUGGAAAUGGAGGGCUGCAUUCCUCAGAAACUGGACUGAUGUCCUCGUCUUGGACCAAAUGAAGUAUUUUCGGCCUGUGUGUACAGUCAGUUGGAACAAAAGUUCUUCCACAGAAUUCACUUUUCACUAUAUGCAAAAGAUUAUACUAGAUUCUUCAUUCAGUGAAUAAGCAAUCUGACAGGCAAGGUGUAGACGGCCGCAGUCAUACGCCGUUUCAUCGCUGCCCACAAUCAUGUAAUUAAGUAUCAGAAUAGUAGAAUUAUAUAAUGAGAAUUACAAAGCUAAGAUUUUGUGAAUUUGGAAUUUAGUAGUAUGUUUACAUCCUGAGGAAAACCAUGAAAUAAAUAUUAAUGAUAGAAGGCAGGACAUAUAUGCUCUGUAUCAUUGAAAGGAAAGUUUUGUAAAUAUAAGAUUUUUUAAAAUAUAUAUUGUGCCUAAGGUUUGAAAAGGUGAGAAUGUUGUACAUUUUAUGUUGACACAAUGUGAAACUGGUGCAGACAGAUACUGAUGUGGCUUCUUGGGUUUGUUUUGCCUUUUUCUCAUGUUUUUGAUUUUUUUAUUAUUAUUAUUUCAAGUAUUUUUAAUAAUAUACUUUCUGGGUUGAAACUGUGUGUUUUGCUUGAAUAAUGAUUUUACCCAACCUAUCGAAUCGUCCUGUGUCAACUCUCUCGUACAGGUUUUUUUGUUUUUCUUUUCUUUUCUUAAUCAUUUUGAUGAUCAAGCUCUUUCAUUAAUUUGCUCAUUGCACUUUAAUCAAGAUUCUUUUUAGACUUCAAAAUUUUUGUUUAGGUUCAGUUUUAUAUUUAAAUGCUUUACUGCUCAUAUUUUCUGAGCAGUUACCUAUUUUCUUAUUUUUUCUUAGAUUUACAUUGUCAUUUGAUUACUGGGGUGUUUGGAUGCAAGUGAAUGUUAAAAUGUAUUUAUCUUAAGAACAAUCGCAGUCCUGUUAUUUUAUUGCUUUAGUUGUUUCCUAACUUGCCGUUAGGAUGGUGAAUUGCAGUAUUGGAGGGCCACAGCAUGAGCAAGUUUAUCAUUCUACCUCAUUUAACACAUUGCUUUCAAGUCUUCUAGUGGUAGAAAAGGUAAAAUGCAAAUGCAUUGGCCCUCCAGAGUGUGAAGUAAAUUCCUGCAAAAUGAAUUAUACAAUAUGUCUCUUUGCUGUAAAGCUCAGCCUGCGACCUGCUCUGCUGCAUGUUGUUGCAUCCCUUACAGUAAUGGAUUCACAUGUGCCUUGAAACGCUUACAGGCACACAGCAAAACUGACACAUUCUCCAAGAUGCUUAGAAAACUGUAGCAGACAAUUUCCAUAUAAAACUGCACAAAGUGUUUAAGAUGGCUGGAGCAAAGAUUGUCCCUUUUUCUGGACUUUCAGAUUAUUAGCAUUUACUGAUUUUAAUAAUUUUAUGUAGCAAUUUUAUGUAGCAUGUUACUGUGUUUUCCUUACAUACACUUCUUCCCCUGAUAAAUUGUGGCUAAUGAGAUGCAUAGGAACAUUUAGUAUUGUAAUCUGCAAAUUCAUUUUAUUGAUCGUUAUUAAAUACAGCAUCUAGCCAUCUUUCAUCAACUAAAAUUUGAGUGAUUUGCAGUUGCUGAUUUGCCAAAGUUAGAAGAGAACCAGUGAUGUGCCUUAUUUUAUUUAUCCACAAAGGAUAUUGUGCCCACGUACCAAUCAUUUUUGAGCUGUUAAAAAUAAACUCUCUUGUAAACUGA